Molecule: messenger RNA, 1767 nt
Organism: Annulohypoxylon truncatum
Lineage: Eukaryota; Fungi; Ascomycota; Sordariomycetes; Xylariales; Hypoxylaceae
Product: alpha/beta hydrolase fold-domain-containing protein
Exons: 2
Coding region: 96-1148 (350 amino acids)
Molecular function (GO): hydrolase activity
Source: RefSeq, a predicted model, not a curated record
AAGCAUCGCACGUUGACGGUCUACACAUAAACUCUAGGCUAGUCUCUCAACACGCGGCGCUCAACGGUUCAUACUCCCAUUUUUCAACUUCCGCCAUGAGCGUUGAGCAAGGACUAACACACGGGGACCGACCCGAACCCCCUUAUCCUCUACAUCACUCCGUCGUCAACCGCAUUGACUCUCAGUAUGCGACUUUCUACAACAAGCAUAUAUAUAAUAAUCAACAAGUCCAUUUGCAACCGAUAGAAGCAUCACGGGCAAGCGGAACUCUAAUCCCUGGGGCCGGCCCUCUAGCCCCCGUUGCCCAAGUAGAAGACUAUUUCAUCUCGCGUGAGGAGACGACUGGCCCGAGGGUAAGAGUUCGCGCCUUCACGCCUCAUGGUGAAAGGCCUGAAGGUGGUUGGCCUGUCUGUGUAUAUUUCCACGGAGGGGGCUGGGUCCUAGGGACCAUAGAUACCGAAAAUGUAAUUGCGACAAACCUUUGCGCUCGCAGUAAAUGUGUUGUCGUCGCUGUGGACUAUAGAUUGGCCCCCGAGGAUCCUUUUCCCGCUGCGGUUGACGAUAGCUGGGAGAGUGUCCUCUGGGUCUUAGGCGAAGGAAAGAAGGUCUUGCACCUGGAUACGACCAAGCUGGCCACCGGCGGCUCUUCAGCGGGCGGGAAUCUAGCUGCGAUCAUGUGCCAACGCGCCGCAGCACUCGGAAGCCCAAAUUUCUCUUUACAAUUGCUUUCGGUCCCGGUGACGGAUAACACGGCCGACACAACGAACAGUGUAUCGUGGAAGGAGAACCAACACACCCCAGCGCUUCCAGCACCUAAGAUGAUGUGGUAUCGAAAUCACUACCUUCCUAACCAGUCGGAUUGGUCCCAUCCCGAGGCGAGUCCAUUGUUAUGGGAGGGCGAUUGGUCGAAACUACCGCGCGCCGUUAUCGUCGUUGGCGAGCUGGAUGUUCUGAGAGACGAGGGCCAACAGUUUGGGGAGAAAUUGCGCAACGCAGGCGUCGCUGCUGACGUGCAUUUGAUGAAGGGUCAGCCUCAUCCCUUUAUCGCGAUGGACGGCGUUCUAGAUGCCGGAAGAGAUGCGAUCACGUAUUUCUGCGACGCACUCAGGGAAGCAAUGUACCCUACGUUGGAUCCGGUGUCUAAGUAGGCAUAGGUAAUUCGGCGUCCUUUUCAGGUUAUAUUGUCGAAACGUAUACAUGAAGACGAGAAAAAAGUAAUCAAAACAAAUGCAUGGUUCUCCUUGGAAAACCUUCUCUCUUAGUAGACUGCUUACCCCUAGUGAGUAGUACUAGAGUCAUGGAGCCAUGAAUAAGUUGCUCAAUAUAGUUCAUACAAAGCCAUACCUAUAUAUGUGCUUUAUGAUACUAUUUCUCAUAGCUGAGGUUGAUACCAGAUGUGAUUCGCGUUAGAACUGAGAAGGUACCUAGCUCGAUACCGAGGCCGUGAUGAGAAUUGCUUAAGUUAUUUCAUCUAGAUUGCCUUAGAUGCUAGGCGAAGCUGGAUGGUGGAACUGAGACGCAUUACUAUCUAAGCAGGUACCUAAUGAUUUCGCCUGUUCAGAAGCGCAUUCUUAGAACCCGUUCUUAGGGUUCGAUCAACUAGGCCCGUGUCGUAGAAGACAGCCCUGUCCAAAGUUAAUAAGUUGCCGUGCACUCGAUUUCGACAUCGACAUUGAGCGGUAAUGUCUUCACCGCGACACAGCUACGAGACAUUAGCAAUUGCCAGAAAAUAGUUGAAUACCUAGUUUGAGAUUCUAUCCGACGGUU